Molecule: messenger RNA, 1101 nt
Organism: Aegilops tauschii subsp. strangulata
Lineage: Eukaryota; Viridiplantae; Streptophyta; Magnoliopsida; Poales; Poaceae
Source: RefSeq, a predicted model, not a curated record
AUGGUUGAGGAGUAUGGUGCUCUUCUCUCCAACAACACUUGGGACCUCGUUGAUCCACCUCACAAUGCUAACAUUGUUACUGGUAAGUGGAUCUACCGUCACAAGAUGAAGUCUGCUGGUUCUUUGGAUCGCUACAAAGCUCGUUGGCUUGACGUCAAGAAUGUGUUCCUCAAUGGCACUCUCAUCGAGACUGUUUAUGCUCGUCAGCCUUCUGGGUUCACUGAUCCUCGUUUCCCUGAUAAGGUUUGUCGUCUCAACAAAUCACUCUAUGGUUUGAAACAGGCGCCUCGAGCAUGGUUUCAGCAGUUUGCUUUGUUCAUUGCAUCGGUUGGUUUCAUUGGCUCCAAGUCCGACAGCUUGUUGUUCGUCUAUCGGCGUGGUGCUGACAUGGCCUAUCUCCUGCUCUAUGUGGAUGACAUUAUCCUGACUGCAUCUUCCUCGACAUUGUUGCACAGUUUGAUUGCCUCUCUUCGUACCGAAUUCAGUAUGACAGAUAUGGGUGAUCUUCAUUAUUUUCUGGGCAUCUCUGUCACUCGCAGCAAGGACAGUUUGUUCCUCUCACAGGAGAAGUAUGCAUUGGAUCUUCUUGACAGAGCUGCCAAGUCCAGUGAUCCAGUUGCAGAUCCCACCGAGUAUCGUAGUAUUGCAGGCGGUCUUCAGUACCUCACGUUCACUCGGCCGGACAUCUCUUAUGCUGUGCAGCAGAUUUGUCUUCAUAUGCAUGAUCCUCGGGCUAAUCAUUUGCUCCUUGUGAAGCGUGUGCUUCGCUAUAUCCGCGGCACCACCGGCCAUGGCCUCACUUUGUUUCGACGCAGCUCCAACAAAUUGUUGGCCUAUUCUGACGCUGAUUGGGCAGGUUGCCCUGACACUCGCCGGUCUACCUCAGGUUACUGCGUCUUUCUUGGCACUAACCUGGUGUCGUGGUCUGCUAAGCGGCAGGACACGGUCUCUCGCUCCAGCGCCGAGGCCGAAUACAGGGCAGUUGCAAAUGUCGUGGCUGAAACAUGUUGGUUACGGCAGCUUCUUCAGGAACUUCAUCGACCGGUGACUGGUGCCACUGUGGUGUUUUGUGACAAUGUGAGCUCUGUUUACAUGACAUAG